AUGCACGCCCUCCGGCCUGCGUCGACUGCUGUGCGCAGCUUGCAGCAGCUCCGAUCUCGCAGCUACAGCUUGUCCACAUACAUUCCCUCGUCGAGCACGCGAACCUCGCCCUUUGCGCCCCGCCAUCUGCUCUCGAUUGCAGACCUCGCACCCGCCGAGCUCACCACGCUCGUCCGCAAUGCCGAUGCCCACAAGCAGAGCAUCAAGUCCACGGGCGAGGUCCCGCACAGCCUGCGCCAGUCGCUCGCCGGCCGCACAGUCGCCAUGACCUUCAGCAAGCGCAGCACCCGCACGCGUGUUUCGACAGAAGGCGCGAUUGCAGCACUCGGCGCGUCGCCCAUGUUCCUCGGCCGCGACGACAUCCAGCUAGGCGUCAACGAGUCCCUCUACGACACCUCCCUCGUCCUCUCCUCCAUGACCUCCGCCAUCGUCGCCCGCGUCGGCCCCCACAGCGACGUCGCCGACCUCGCAAAGCACUCCUCCGUCCCCGUCAUCAACGCCCUCUCCGACCUCUACCACCCCAUGCAGAUCAUCGCCGACCUGCUCACUCUCACCGAAUCCCACCCCUCCACAUCCACCACCUCGCUCGGCCUCGAGGGCCUGAAGGUCGCAUGGAUCGGCGACGCAAACAACGUCCUCUUCGACCUCGCCAUCGGCUGCGUGAAGCUCGGCAUCGACAUCAGCGUCGCCACACCCAAGGGCUACGAGAUCCCGCAAGCCAUGCGCGAUGUCAUUGGCCACGCUGCGCAGACGUCGCCCCGCGCGGGAAAGCUGGUUGAGACAACUGUGCCCGAGGAGGCGGCUCAGCAUGCAGACAUCCUGGUCACGGACACAUGGGUGUCCAUGGGCCAGGAAGAAGAGUCCGCAAAGCGCCUGAAGGCGUUCGAGGGUUUCCAGAUCACGUCUGAGUUGGCGAAGCGUGCGGGCGCAAAGGACAAGUGGGAGUUUAUGCACUGCCUGCCGCGUCACCCUGAGGAGGUCAGCGAUGAGGUCUUCUACGGGCCCCGGUCUGUCGUGUUCCGGGAAGCGGAGAACAGGCUGUGGUCUGCGCUGUCAGUGCUCGAAGCGUUUGUGGUCAACAAGGGAAAGAUCCAGUGA
Molecule: messenger RNA, 1098 nt
Organism: Macroventuria anomochaeta
Lineage: Eukaryota; Fungi; Ascomycota; Dothideomycetes; Pleosporales; Didymellaceae
Product: ornithine carbamoyltransferase mitochondrial precursor
Exons: 2
Coding region: 1-1098 (365 amino acids)
Biological process (GO): L-citrulline biosynthetic process
Cellular component (GO): mitochondrion
Molecular function (GO): amino acid binding; ornithine carbamoyltransferase activity
Source: RefSeq, a predicted model, not a curated record